CCGCUCUUUGUAUGAAAAACCCCGGAGUUCCGGAAUUGCACGGGUAGCUGCCCUCUGUGCCUCCGAUAUGAUUGAUUGUAUACGAAAGUGAUCCUUAACGUAUAAGUAAUCGCAUUUCGUCGUAAUCUUUUUAGUAAUAAAAGUAGUCGGUCAUCUGGCUUGUGAAGGUUUGUUGGUAGGAGUGGUUCCGUUUUUUGGCCAGUUAGGAAACCACAAAUUUCAUCGGACACUAUAUCUGGGUCUUUUUUUGAUGGCCUCAGUGAGUUUUAUGUCUUCAAAGAGAAAGAGCAUAACAUUACCACAGAGGCAACUAUUUUAGUUACAGAAUACUGGUGUUCUGCGUUAGGAUAACUUUCAGAGAUUUGUUUUCAUCUACUCCUGUGGGUAUGACUGUAAAGGCUUUUCGUCGACCUUUUACUUCGUUGAACACUCCCUGGAGAUAACAUAAACUAGAUUUAUUAUUCUUGGCAGUGCCAUGCGGGGGGUGGUGGUUAUAAAACUAAGGUGUUCUCCUGUUAACAGGCGAGGUUUGGGUGAUUUUUGGCACGUCUUAGGACAACUCACUUUCAUUGUAUCAAUUUCAUAGGAAAUCUGGAUCUAAACAUAUAACGAGAGCCUUUAGGAACAGUCGAGCUUGUGGAGGCUUUUCAGACAUUUUGUUGCUCUGAAUUUACUGGGUAGGGUAGUGUUUUAGUACAAUCUUCUGUAUUUUCACAAACAUCCUAUUAUGUUAUCAUUUUGUAGUAUUUAUCAGUAGUUGGCUUUGUAAAUUCCUUUCAAAUGUCCUUUUACUUUGGCUGUUAUCUAUGUCCUGUGGGUUUCAUUGAAAAAUUUAGCAAAAGCGUCUGAUUAUUGGUUAACUGUUUAAUAUCAUUACAAACUACAGUUGCUCACUCUGCUUUUGUGAUUUUAAAGUCACGAAAUGUAAGCCAUACUUGAAGACACUGGCAGUUGACUAGGUAUGGUUUAAGUAGGUUUUAUGAUUGAACAGUAAGACUAGAACAUUCACUAGAUGUUGGUUCUUGCAAUUGAUAUUUAAUUUUACUAUAUGUUAUAGACUCUGUAGUUAGGUUCUCAUGUGUUUUGUUUUGAUUCAGGGUGAAAUUACUAAUAUUUUUUCCUUACCUCUUAGAUUUCUGUUGGCUGAACUGGUCCACUUAUUCCGACUGAAUGCUAUCACGAAUAUCCGACGCUUUGGGGUGUUGUGACAAAGAUUCUUCAAGCGACUAUGCACCUGAAGGCAGUAGUUGGCUAUCAACAAGUGUGGAGGUUACUCCCUUUUUUGUGGUCCCAGCUCAAACACUACAAGAUAUCUUGCAAAAGAUUGGGAUAACUAGAUGUCCGAAUACGGGACAGUUUUAUCUGACUAAAAUGCCAUUCUUAGCCGUUAACAAUCAUGUAUCCAAUCCUACUUUACCUUGGGCUAUGGCUUAUUCCGCUCAAAAGCGAUGCCGUUAUUUGGAAACUUUUCUAAAGUCUAAGCAUCAGUUGUGUCACAAACUGACUGAUGAAUUACGCAGUCUAUCAGCAAUUUCAAAUGAAGAUAUUUCAAGUAAUUUAUCUACGUUCUUCAAUUUGCUAUGUCCUUUACUUACGGACACACCCAAUGCGGAAGUUGAUCUUCCCGAUAAUGACGUCUUGCUGUUGUUUGGCUCUCCAGCAACAGCAUUUCAAAUACUUUUGUUUACACCAUGUUUGUGCUCUCUUCUGACGGACUUCGUGUUGGAGUUAGUUGCUAAUCAUUCGCCAUAUUCUGAACAUCUUCUUGAGCAAUUUCGACAACCCAUUGGUCUUCAUGCGUUGUUCGGCACCAAACAAACAUUUUCUGAUAUAUCCUCACGUCUUACUGAUCUGUUUCAGAUUGCUGAGGAACCACGAGUACAAGCCAAAAUCCUUGGGAUUCUUCCUGAUCUGGCAUCUUCUCCUUGUUCGUCAGGGUGUAUAUUAAGUGAUGAAGAUAGAUCAUCGCUUGUUUCCCAGCUUAUCAACUUACUCGAUAAUGUAUCUCUUGAAAAUCAACACACCUCAUCCAAGGAUUGUAAUGCAGUCAUUUGCCUCAUCGAGUGUUUAACGGAUUUUUCUGUGAAAGGAGACUUGAUGGAUAGAUUACAUUCUGCUUUCUUCCAACUUCUUGAUCGCUGUAAUGGCCUGGAUUACUAUUUUGAGUAUCUUCGUAUAAUAACUCGUUGUCUUUUGAUUAGUGGACCAGCUCUUCCACAGACACCAGCUGAAUUAUCUAGACUUGUAACGCGUUUACGCACUUUUUUCGUUUUUGCUAGAUCAGGCUUCGUUGAUUCAGCAGUUGUAAUAAAUUCUACUCUUGUUGACCUUUUACGAGUUGCAUUUCGAUUUAACAAAAAUAUUGCAUCUGAAUGGAUACGUGUAAUUGGCUUAGAUUCUCAAACGUGGGACUCAACCUGUCAGACUACCAAUGGUUUCAGACCUCACAAUCAGUCUUUCCAAGAUUUUAUCAUACUAUGUAUAGCUCUCAGUACUCCAACAAUGACUGUUCAGAAAAGUGGAGAUAAUUUAGAUGCGGUUUCGAACACUUCUUCAAUGGAAGCUCUCUGUUCUUCUGACUCAUAUCAAUUUAAUCGCUUAAAAACUGAAGUGCUCUCUUCAGUACGUCGUCUUUUGAUUACUGGAAGGUUGUUUUCACAUGAUAAGAUCCAUAGUGAUAUAGACACAUUUCUAGCAAAUUACGGAGAGUUACUAUUUUCUGGGAGUACUCGUCUUUUUUCACCAUUUACAUUCAUUUUAAAUCAGCUUAUCGCAUCAAAUGAUCUGGUUCCUACUCAUUUCAAAUUUGUAACCAGGUAUAUUGCCCUCUCUUUAUACAUCAAAACAUUCACUAGCUGCAUGAGUGACCAUUUACAAAAACAGGAAAUCAUAAGUCAUCUUGUUCACCAUUCGUUGACGGGGAUCAGUAGCUUAAUUGUGAGAAAUACUGGUCGCCCUAAGUUGGAAGGCAUCAUAGACGCUACCCUUGUGACAUUGACACGACUAGCUCAGUCGAAUGCUAAAGAAUUCGGGAUUUUCGAGACAAAUUUACGUGCUCUUCGCAAUCAAGUUGAUUUUACGGGGUCUUGUUGUGAUCCUAAACAAACUAGUUUGAAAGAUUUUAACGUGUUUAACGGACACCACUCGGGCUAUUUACACCGGAAAAAACAUAUAAAACAUAUAUUUUUUAUACUCGCGUAUACGGCAUUUGGAAUCAGAGAACAUCGCGAACAACAGGACAGUUUACUGCUGUUUGUUCGUAAGCUGCUGUCAAGUCAGUCAUUAUUUUCGAAAUGUGUGGGUAUAAUCGGUGCUGUUGCAAUAAUUGAAGUAAUCUGUAAGAGGGACUCUUCGUUGAAAAACAUAGAACGCGAUUCGGCUACUUGUCUUUCACUGAAUGAAGACGACUCUGCUGUGUUAGCUUCACAGCUUGCCCAUGUGGAUAGCGGUCGAAGCAGUACAUAUACCACGAAUACUAGUCGAAGCAGUAAUGCUAGUUCAUUGAGCUUGAAAGUUCCUGGCACAGAACUUGCUGAUGACCCAUGUGAUGUUCAUCUGUCAGUUGGUGACAGUGAGGAAGAUACAGGUGCUAACUGUUCUUCCCAUUCUUCUCACCUUAUAACGCCACCUUCUCGUCUCCUGCUAAGACUGAUAGGAUUGGUCGAAUAUUCAGUUCGUUCAUAUUGUCAACUAAUGGUGUUGUGGUUAGACGAACUGGCAUUUUGUUUUAAUCGAUUAACUCAACUAAGUGAUAAGUGCAGGACAAGUCAAUCCAUUUUAGAUCAUGGAUCUAUCAAUGAAUCUCCCUUUUACGGAGAAGGCAAAAAGCUUGUCAUUUGGAUGGGUGCUCGAAUCAUGCGCCAUUUCCAGGAUGAUUUCGUUUUGGAUAAUGCUUCUUUACAAAAUUAUUUACCUCAGUUUUCAUUGCAUAAACCGAGUUUAUGUGAAGUCGCAGUUGCUUUGGGACCCUCAUGGGACAGAUAUUCAGCUAAUCAACGUUUAUUCAAAGGGGAGAAUUCAUCUGUUUCGAGUCCUCUUUUAUUGCCUGCAUAUUUAAAUUUGAUAGCAAUUGUAGAGGCAGAUCAAAAUGGUGGAAAUUUGGACACCAUCGAUGCUCUUUUGGGUUGUCCAGUCCUAGUGCCAAACAUGUUUCUGAACAGCGAGGCUACCCAGUUGAUCACGGCGAAUGAACCAGUCAGCAUUGAGGAGCCUUACUUAGUCAUAGGAACGAUCAACUGGUUCAUAGAAACUGUCAACGUUUUCGCUUCUAAGUUACUGUUUGCCAAUUUGUCUAGUUCACAAAAUUUUCACUUUCAUACAGUUGCAUCAACUAACGUGUUUAAUUCAACUCGUAUACAUUAUUUAUCAAUCCUUCUACGUCUCAUUCAGAUUGCGAAACUUCGUCAUUGUCUCUAUUAUUACUUAGUAAUAGCAUUCAGAACGAAGGACGUCCAACAACCAGAUGCAGUUGAGAUAUCCGAUAUUGAAAACCCUGGAUUUCAGUCUCAUUAUAUGUCAACCGACAGUGAGUAUAAUGUUUCUUCGUCGAAUCUGUUCUUCCCUACUGCUACUUAUCAACCUGCAACGUGUUUUUCUAAUCAUUUUGCUUCUUACAAUAGAGAAGUCAAUCAAGUUUGGUUUAAUUGUGGUGUUCAUUUGCAGUCAUUUCUGUCUGGUGAUAUAGAUUGCUCUUCAGGGUACGUUGUUUCGCUGUUACUUCCAUUUCCGAACAUACUCAUACCCAUCCCUUCUCUCACUAAUCUCUGUUAUCCAAUAUACUUGCUUGUAAGCAAUCCAAUAUUCAUGUAAUGCUAAAAACGUAGUGGAGAAUCUCCAUUAAAAAAAAUUGUUUUUAGAAAGUAAUGUGCCGUUAUAUGUUGAUUAUUAGUGUGAUUAUUACAAAUGUGGGUUUAUUUUUAGUAGUUGCAUCAAAUAUUCAGUGUUACUUCUCAAAUCCUUAUAUAAUCACUGAUGAUCUUUCUUGUUAGACUGAUGUUUCUUUACACCUAAAGACUUAUAUCCCCGUUAUUUUUCAUUGAUACAUAUCAAAUGUAGGUAGAUACGCUAAACCUAUUCCAAUAUUUUCACCAGUAUUUCAUAACUUGACACAUUGUCGUUUCAAAGAAAGGCGGGAAGUUUCUGUGAGUUGUGUAUGUUACAUUAUGGUUGUUGCUCAUAACAUCUGUGAUGUUUGGUAAUGAAAGUAAAGUAUGAUUGGUCGUUGAGCGUAGACAGAAAUCCACAGCUUACGAACUAUUAAAUAUGUGAUUUUCCUUCUUAUCAUUGAUUUCUACUCUGGACUCACUGUGUAUGACUGCUUGUAAUUGUAUUCGGUCAAGUAUUCUCUAGUGUUAAUCUGGUUCUCUAUUUCGGAGUCGCGAAUCCUGGUUCUGACAUUACGUGAUUAGUCUUAUUAACGUAUUAUCUUAAUAUGUGUGUAGAAAGGAAAACAUUGUAAACCAUCUAUCAUAUCAAUCUAUUUCCCUUUUACGUAUUAUUUUAAAAAAAUUCUUUAUCUCCAACUACUAUAAUCAUAGAAGAUAAAUUUUCACCAUACAUAAAAUAUCCAGUUCUGUGUACUUGUGAGAUCGAAGACAUCAGUGAGUCUGAGUAACUGCAAGUUAACCUGAAUACAAUGAUCACCGUAUGGCCUUCUGUAGCUCAGAUACAUUUUGCUGUGUCCUGGAGCCGCUGACCAAUAUUAUGUGACAAGUCACCAAUCAGAAUUCUAGUUGGAAUUGCUACCUAUUCUGCUUCUAUUUCCUCUACAGCCUAUUGUUGUCGAAUUGACCAAUCAUACGCCCGACUAGCACUGUUGACUUUGAGCCGACACAGCUAAGUUCCUGUUGGCCCCUUAUUUGCAAGCUUUUCUCCAUGUCCUGUCUAGAGUCUGAAAGUCAGCAGUCAACUCCUACUAUAUUUGUAGGUCAAACAAACGUGGCUUAUAUACAGACAUACCAGUCUGCAUCACAUCUUAAAAAGAGAAAUAACUAAUAUACAUGAACAAUCCAAAAGCGUCUGUGAAUAAAAGAAGUUGUAGAUAGUAGACUGGCAACAAAUUAGGAGUAGUAGGUCGUAUAACAUUAAUUAAUUGGUUAACUGGGACAUAUAAAUGGAAUAUACAUAGUAAUCCAGUUAUUCAGUACUUAUUAUUUAAGAAUAUACAUAUUAGUAAUCUGUAAAUUAGUUCUAGGAUUCAUCAUUAUUUCAAUUUUGAUUCUGAUAUAUCACAUUUCUUGAAUGAAGUCGGAAAAUUCAUAUGUCCACCUUUCACUUUGGUAUUCAGGAAGGAAAACCAAAGAAAUAAGUGAUAAUUAACGACUAAGUAAUACUGUGGUACUUAAUCGAAAUCUCACGACAACAAGCAUAAAUCACAAAACAACUAGUGAUUUUCUCACUUUUACCCAUCUAGAGAUAAAUUACCACAAGCUGUUGUCUGGUUAUUUGUAAAUAGAGUGUACUCGCAUAACAGUUCUACCUGAUUUUUUAAGCGUGCAAUACAAAACAACCAGUGCUUUUAAUUUGCAUCAAAUUGACGGAGAAAAGUGUAUAGUUUAAAGUAGUUAAAAAUGUUAUGAUGAUCUCAUAUAAUUUACCAUAUAUCAAUCACUAUUGUUUAGUCCUGGGAACAUUAUAGUAAAACAGUUUACCUUAAGCUAGAAAUUCCUAAUGACCUUCUUUACACUUCUGUUAGUUCUUCCAUGUAAUCAACUUUCAGCCGAAAAAGAAAUAGUUCCAGCUCAAGAUUUGGUACAUGUUCUAAAGGAAAAGAAACACGUGUCUCCUCCAACUUAAGUAUUGUAAAGCGUAGAAAAGCAUUAGAGAACACAAUCGAAAGUCAAUGGGAUAACGUAAAUGAAAAUCAAGAUGACAAUUUAUCUGAAAUGAGUGAUUCAGCUGCUUCACAAGAUGAAUGUAAUGCAAUUCAGCAGAGCGAUUCACCGCAAAUCCCAAGGAAACAUGGCAAGAAGACUGUUUUUGUUAAAUCAUCCAAAAUGGCUAAAGUCAGUAGAAAAGCAAUUAAAUCUGAUAAACUCUGUGUGAUGCCAAGUUUACGUGAAUUGACCACUUGUUUUCGCGAAUUGGAUCUCAGUGCCAUUGUUUUAGGUCUAAGCUCUUGGCCAUGGAUAGUGAAGUGUAAUGAUAAUCAAGUAUCCAAUGUGAGUUCUAUUGAUUGGACAACACUUACUUGGCUACUUGAUGAAUUAAGUAUCCGUUUGGACUAUGUUAUUGGGAUCCCCUUACCCGCCACAAAUGGAUGGAAUGCAUUUGAGCGUUUAAACAAUCUCACCGAAUCUUCGAAGCUUGCUUAUUUCACUUAUAUUGUUCCUUAUCUUGUCUAUAUACUAGUGCAUGCAGUGGAUUAUAUUUCAGGUAUAGCUAAGCACGCAAAUUAUUCGAACAAUGUGAGUGACACAGUUUUCUCAUCAGACUCAUCUGACGAUGAGCGUAGCUCACAGGAUAUUACGGAGUCCAAAAAGUCACAGUCGGAUGCACCUACUUCUGAAAAAACUAAUCCAAUUAAUGGAAGUAAAUUCAUCGAAAGUUUAUCAUCUGGAUUAAAUUGUCAGAUAUCAUCCAUCGUGUGCAUUUGUUUACGUUCUUUGUUGAUGUUCACAAAUGGAUUCAUUAAUCUCUCUCCAAACGUCGAACGAUAUUUAUUUGACAGCCCUGAUUCAUUAGCUAUCAGUUCUAUGACCACUUUCACAUAUAAUACCAUAAACACAUUUGCCAAGUGUUGUAAAUCGAACAUCAAUACAAGUGCUACACGUGAAAUUAUGAUAAAUGCAGAGGGUAUCAUUAGACCCGACCACUAUAAGCCUAUUAAUCAUGAUUAUGAUGUAGAACAAACCACAUUGUUUAUGAAACAAAUGGAUGAAGUAGAUGGAAAAUUUUUUGUUGAUAUUUACGAUGAAAAUCAUGACUCGCUGCCCAUUUUAAAAGAAAUAAAUGUGCCUAGAUUUGACAAUGCUGCCUUAUCUGAAAACCUACGUACAAUAAUCGAAUACUUGAUGAAGAAUUUAACACCAUCUCGUUUACCUAGUGCUCAUGCAGCUCUUUUACACUGCCGCCUUGUAUUUUAUUUGUCUUCUUUGUAUUAUGAAUGUCAAAACAGCUUAUCCGUCUCAUGUCAAUCAGAUGAAAAUACAUUUUGGGUUCCAAAUUUAUUCUCUUACACAAAAGACGUGUUGAAUCAAGAAUGGGAAGCUUCUAUCAAGUUGAAAGAUCAAACUUAUUCAGAGUGCCUCCAAGCUCUACUAUCAUUCCAUCUUCGUUGUCAGUUCUAUCGUUCAAAAAAGCUUUGUUCGUUAUCCCAGUCAACUAGUUUAUUAGUAGAUUUCACCAGAAGAGUUCUCGCUCCAGCUGUACAGUGUCACCAGAAUAUCAUUCAUCCAUUAUCUUCAAAUGGCGUUUCUGACAAUUUACAUAAUUCAUACCGAACUUUAAAUCGACAGACAAUCGAUAUAUUUUGCCGUGAGGUGUUGGAAAGUGUAGUCUGGUAAGUAUCCAUUAUAGUCUUUCAAAUUAUAAAAGUCAAGUGAAUAUACAUAGUCUUUUAGAUGAACUGCAAAUUUAAUUAACCAUAUUUGUUGUAUCUUGUAACUGCUUUGUUGUCUUCAGGUUUCUUGUCACAGAGCACUUUCAUUUUUUUCUGGAUUGUCAGUAGACCUUAUGAACCAACACAGUAGUUUUUUCUUGUUUUAGACGAACUCUUUUGGAUGGAGAAAUAAGAAGUCCAACUUUUAUAACAAUCAAUAUUUGCUGCUAUCGUAUAAACAAAGUUGAAUCUGUGAAGUACUGUUAACGAGGUAUUUGUCUAUCUGGCAUUUGUUGCGGAUGAAAUUCAUUUUACUUAUGCAAAAUUAAGUUCUUUGAGAUUUAAGGUAUUCGGUCUACCUUAGCAAGGUCACUUUGAACAUUACAGUAGAUUCUUUUGCAUGGGGUAUAAUAUGCAUCUGUAUGGAAAUAUCUUGGCAAUUCAUGUUAUGAUUUUAGUUAACAGAAACUAUAAUUGCACUUUGGAUGCCUUGUGUUUAUAAACGUGUUAUUUAAUUUAGCUGGAUUUGUUUUCAAAUAUAUUCGUCACGUAGUCUAAUUUUUUCAGUUUCCGAAUAGAAUUUUACCUGUGCAUGUGGUUUAAAAGUCUGUGAAUAUGAGGGGAAUUCAUUUUAAGUGUUGAGGACAAGAGAAAGAUCAUCUUUUGUUAAAUAACCGGUCAGAAGCUAUAUUUUUUUGUGCUUGUAAUCUAACUUCUUUGAUAUCCAACCAUUUUCGAUAAUUCCUUAUUUUAUAGGAUUUCAAAACAUCUAUGUGAUUUGCCAAGAAGCAUAAACACUUCAGUGAAUUCAGUUCAUUUGGACGAAAGCUCUAUUGUUGCUCAGUGGAAUCAGUGUGUUGAAGUGCUGUGUUGCAUUACAGAUUUUUUUCGAAAGUCUGAACGAAUAACGGAAUCAAAUUCAAGACCCAGUAGAAAUUUUCCUUCAAACAAGAGCAAUUCAAUAAUUCAUUUAUUACCAACAGUGAUGCGAACUGGACGUCUGUUCCUUCAAUUAUUGCUGAAAGGUGCUAUGCCUUUACUAAAUAAUUUGUUUAGACAUCGAGGUGUGGAGGUUACUACCUUCUUAAAGAACACACAACAACUAACUCGUUUCCUUCAACGUAUAUGCAAUCACGCUAAAGCAUAUCGUGACUCUCAACUAACUAAUCAAAUUCCAGCUACAAGACGGUGUUUGGAAACGUUUGUUUAUAAAGUCAAGGUUAGUUUCAUAUUUUUAGGGUUCCCUUAAAUAGUGAUAAUCCAUCCAAUGUAUCGAACUUUCUUAUUUUCAAUAGGAAGACAUUUUCACUGUAUAAUUGUAUGAACUAUCACUCCGUGUUCCCAAACUGGGAAACUUACUGAGUUAUAUGAAAGGGGAAAUAUACCAGCCAUGUGGUAUGCUUAAUGUCUGAUAUUAAUUUGUGUAUCUGUAUCUUUUUAUUCCCUAUUUAUUUCGAUAAAAGGCAACUAAUAUGUUGUAAAUAUUAAAGUGUUCUUCGCAUUAUAUAUAUCAAUGCAUAACACAUCUUAAAUGCUUAAAUUGAUAGCUAAAUUUUACUUUUAUAGAUCAUGCUUUCACAAAACAGUUGCUUGGAAGCGUUUUGGCUUGGAACAUUGAAAAAUCGAGAUCUUCAUGGGGCUGAUCUAUCAGAAGAUAAUGAUUCUAUUGAAGGUGGUACUGAAUGCCCUAGCACUGGUUCACGUUCUGUUAGUUACUCUAAUUCUUCUAGGAUCGACAUUAAUCGUUAUUCUGCGUCGCACUGUGUAUCUAAUACUAGUACUUCAACUUCAAGCCAAAUUGUAAAUGAAGGUCAUUCUACCCCCGGUUAUGCAGAUGGUGAAUCAGAAGUAGAGGAAGAAUUUGGUGAUCAUAGUCAAAAAUGUGAGGGAUUGACUGAGGAAGAGGAUGUCAUUAACGAAAGUCCUAGUGACGAUAGUAAUCUGCUUGAAGCAAAUGAUGAUUAUUAGAUUCAUUACUUUGACAUCUGCAAUCUAAUCUAAACCAAUUAAUAAAACAUUAAAUACUAUCUUGAAGCAAUAUUAUAUUUUGUGUCUGCAUGUGGUAGAUCCAAUAUUGGGAUCCAUUUGUUGUGUACUAGGUGUCUUCCUAUCUAAAUUCUACAAUUUUCCUAAGUAUACACUUAGUCUGCUUGUCUCAGUUAUUUCUCUGAAGGAUACUAUCUGAGACGAAAUUGAUGAAGGUUAUGUAUGGUGAAGGCUGUUUUGAUUGUAUUACAAAUACCCCUCUAUAUUUUUAUUUCUGGUGCCACAAGUUUUCGGAUUGUUUUAUCUCGUCUUUUUUAAUAGGAUAUUUCAGCUUUCCUCUCCAAAGCUAGGGAACAAACGAAAGCAAAUGUCAUUGGAUGACAUUUUUACGUCCAUAGUUAAAAAUAUGUUUUUAUGUUACUUGCGACACCAAAGCGUGGGUAUUUAUUUGAUCGCUUCCGACAGAUCCGAUAGGUCCGUUCAUUUUAGUCGUUCAAAGAUCUGUUUACCAAACGAGAUUAUAAAUCAUUCGUAUACUUAGAAUAGUAUAUUUACUUAGUUAACAAUAAAUUAUUAUUCAUACGUCUUGAAGCUUUAUUUUAUAUACUUGCUAACUUGGGGAAUCAUCGCGUAUAUUCAGAGGCGUGUCAUUUAGAGUUGGAAUUUAAAUCAUAAAGUUUUCAUUUCAAAUUUUUAUGUAGUUUCUGUCUGGAUUCUCGCAAGAAAUUCAUCCUUUGAUAUUUCUAGGUUUCUUGUUAAUAAUAUGACAUGGGUAACCAAAAUAUCUAGAGAAG
Molecule: messenger RNA, 11319 nt
Organism: Schistosoma haematobium
Lineage: Eukaryota; Metazoa; Platyhelminthes; Trematoda; Strigeidida; Schistosomatidae
Product: Fanconi anemia group D2 protein, variant 2
Exons: 13
Coding region: 1171-4809 (1212 amino acids)
Biological process (GO): interstrand cross-link repair; mitotic intra-S DNA damage checkpoint signaling; homologous chromosome pairing at meiosis
Cellular component (GO): nucleus; condensed chromosome
Molecular function (GO): DNA polymerase binding
Source: RefSeq, a predicted model, not a curated record